AAACCCAAUUGCAUGUACUGUGUAUGCCGUCCAUAGCAUAGCCUACAUAGCUGGUGAGACAGCAAGUUUGUUAAAUAGUUGCAAAUCUUAGUUACAUUUACAUUGUUUCUGUUGUGACAUUUACAACGUCAGCCCUCCCGCUCUGAGUGAUGAACACACUGCUCUCCCGGCUCUUCUCCUCGGAGGAAGAGGAGCUGUAUAUUUUGGACUGCAUGGCUUACUUAAUGGUUUUCAUGGCAGCCUGCACUUUCGUUACUUUGCUUUUCGAAAAUGUCCCAUACGGGCGAUACGCUACCAGCAAAUAUGGUUUUCCAGUAAAUGUCAAGUUUGCUUGGUUCGUCCAGGAGCUGCCUGCCUUCCUGGUGCCUUUGUGUCUGGUAGUUUGGACAUCCUCUGGGAAAACCUCCCUACUGCCAAACCAGCUGCUCAUUGCCAUGUAUUUCUGCCACUAUAUCCAGAGAUCCCUUAUUUAUCCAUUUUUAAUCCGAGGAGGUAAAGCAACACCAUUUGCCUCUUUUGCCCUGGCCUUUGUUUUCUGCAUCUAUAAUGGCUACAUGCAGAUCAGAUACCUGAGCCAUUACGCAGAGUACCCUGCAAACUGGGUUACACAUCCAUGCUGCAUCGCAGGGUCUGUACUGUGGUUGGUCGGUUGGCUGGUGAAUGUGCACUCUGACCACAUCCUAAGGAACCUGAGAAAGCCCGGAGAGACUGGUUACAAGAUUCCCACAGGCGGAAUGUUUGAAUAUGUGUCUGGAGCCAACUUCUUAGGAGAGAUAACAGAGUGGGCAGGCUUCGCUCUGGCGGGCCACUCUGUUCACAGUUCAGCUUUUGCCGUCUUUACCACAGUGGUCCUCGCCAGCAGGGCUGUGGCCCACCACAAAUGGUACCUCGCUAAGUUUGAAGACUACCCUAAAAGUAGAAAGGCCUUGAUUCCCUUCUUGUUCUAAAAACACUGUUGGUACUGGAAGCCUGAAAAGGUACUGGUUCUUAAAGCGGCUGAGAAGAACAUUCCCAUAAUCUGUUUUUUCUAAUAUAGGAGAGCUCUGGUUUAACAGCCUUGAAGAUACAUAUUUAUUUAUUUUUACUGAGAAAAGAAACACAGGUUGCAUGUUUGGAACAGAUCUCAUUUAGCUGCAAGCAAUCAACAGUUAAAAGCCAUCAUCUUACAAAUAUUUUUAUUGUUACCAUUACUUUGGUAAUAAUGCCCAUAGGGUUAACUUCAACAAUCAUGCAGUGAAUGUACUGGAAGUGUGGAGGUUUGCUGGAGAGGCAACAUUUAGCACUCCUCCAGAAGAAGUAAGAUAGUGAAUGUAGCAUGCCUCAACAGUAAUAUAGUGGAUUUAUAACACACUGCACCAGCAAUAAACAGUUUUAAGACUCUACGCUGAUCUGCAUAUCCUCCCAGAUGGAACAUAAACUUGGAAAUGCAAAGCAGACAUUUAAAGUUUUUAUCCAUUCUCAAGAGUUAUCUGUUGCAAGUGCAUCUUUUUAACAUCAACUCGAAUUAAAUAGAAAAAAGACAGACUUUCAAUUAAGUCCAAACCCUUUUCCUGCCUCAUUUUGCUCAGGGUGUCAUGAGAAAGACUUUUCUACUUACCUCAUCAUCUCAAACUCCUGGAAGAGAAGCCACUUCAGAACAAAAAGCAACAGCAUCCCUGUCCUGUAAAGGCUGAGAGUGUAGCAGGCCUGUCAACAGCUACUGGGCUGCAGGGAAAUCAAAUGGAGAUCAAGCAUGGCCCCUCGAUAACUCACCCAUGCUUGAAAUGAGAAGAAGAAAGCGUAGCCAUCGCUCCAUCAGGGUUUUCUGAGAUAGAAGAACUGUUAACGAAAGGAAAGGGGAAAGUAUUGAGGAGUAUGGGAGACUGGGAGAAAAGAUAAGAAAAGGAAACUAUGGCAGCGAUCUUAACAUUACCUUCUAUUUUGUAAUUGUUUUAUAAUCACUUUCAUCUUAGGUGAUCUGCCUUUUUUUCAGCGUGCCUCAAAUUAGGUUUAUAUUGGAAACUAGAACAACUGUCUCAUCACAUUGGUAACAUUUUCCACAACUUAAAUUCUUAUGCAAGCGUGUUUCCUCCCUUUCCCCCCCUUUCCCAGCGGAGGACAUUUUCCAGCAGCGGUGACAGCCAAGGUCACGUCAUUAUGAAUUUGCAUUUAAAAGAAAUGUAUUUUGUCAUCAUUUUUACACAUGGUCUCAUCAAUAAAUAACAGAACCGCUGCGUCUGAGUGUGAUGAAAAAUGAAGGCUGUGUGUCGCUGAAGGCCAUGCCGAGUGACAUCCUUCAUGGUCGAGGUCCCUGCUGUCUCUGUCUCUUCCAGGCUAUUUCCUCUGUGUAUCCACGCUUCUUGUAAUUGCAUCACUAUAUUACACAGCCAGUAUUUACUGAGCCUGCUAUCUGACUAUAAUAUCAUUCAGUUUCAGGCAGACACAAUUGGAUUUUCUUUUUAUAUGCAAAGCAGUUCAAUGAACUGGCUUUUAACUGUCUUACUCUGUUCAUUCACACACGCUGCAGAUACUGCACAAGGAGAACUAUUCUGUAAUGUUCAAUUUACACAUGCCCACCUGUAGGAAAGAAAAGCACCAGCAGUGUCGCCACCUGCAGAAGUGUUACAGCGGCAGUGUUUUAGUAUUGAAACACCAAAUGUUAGCUUUUAAGAUUUUGGCAUUGAAUUUAUGAAUAUUUUUUCUGUUAAACAUGUAUUUAUGUUAGUAAAUUGGUUGUUAUAGACCAUUGGUGACUGGAGAAACAGUCAGCUGAUCAGAGCUAACUAUGAUAUUGCUUGAAAAAGUGUAGAUCAUUAUUAAGCAACCAUUACAGAACAGUCCAAUUACAAUGCUGAUUUCCUUUUACUCUUUUCUUUUGGGCUCUUGUGGCUUUUUUUUGUGUCUGUCUGUGUCUUUAAUUUGUUUCGAUUACUAAGGUUUUGCUGGUUUAAAAAGUGCAAAAAGCAUGAUAUGCAAAGAGCGUUUGACUUCAAUGACGCUUAACGUGAUGCAUGGUUGACUUAACACAAGGCAUGCUGGUUAGAAAUUUUGUCCGACUUUGGCUGGCGCUGAAAAACAUCAGCAUGUCACAUGUUAUUAAAACUUUGUGGGAGAA
This is a messenger RNA of Micropterus salmoides (largemouth bass), 3094 nucleotides long. RefSeq names its product steroid-5-alpha-reductase, alpha polypeptide 1 (3-oxo-5 alpha-steroid delta 4-dehydrogenase alpha 1) (gene srd5a1). The record is from RefSeq and is a predicted model, not a curated record. Lineage: Eukaryota; Metazoa; Chordata; Actinopteri; Centrarchiformes; Centrarchidae. Gene Ontology annotation, molecular function: 3-oxo-5-alpha-steroid 4-dehydrogenase activity. Gene Ontology annotation, cellular component: membrane. Gene Ontology annotation, biological process: steroid biosynthetic process. The coding region runs from base 150 to 947 and encodes 265 amino acids. The transcript has 5 exons.